Anolis carolinensis (green anole) is the source of this 5592-nucleotide messenger RNA. RefSeq names its product repulsive guidance molecule BMP co-receptor b (gene rgmb). NCBI's taxonomy places the organism in Eukaryota, Metazoa, Chordata, Lepidosauria, Squamata, Anolidae. The transcript is spliced from 5 exons. The record is from RefSeq and is a predicted model, not a curated record. The coding region runs from base 397 to 1806 and encodes 469 amino acids. Gene Ontology annotation, molecular function: coreceptor activity. Gene Ontology annotation, biological process: BMP signaling pathway. Gene Ontology annotation, cellular component: plasma membrane.
UGGCGCUUCUCCUGGGACCCUUCCCCGUUUGGAAGUGAGCUGCUCCUCUUUCCGCGGGUGGCGUUCCUUCCUUGACCCGCGUGAUCCGUGGGCGGCGGGGAAGGGGCCGAAGGCAGGCUCAGUUUGGUCCAGAUCCGGGAGGUCCACGCCGUCAGACCUUCUCUCGCGGUGGGUCCCGCUUUGUGGGGCGUGCCACAGCUGAGAUUUUGCAAGACGGGAGGGAUCCUUCUUUGAAAAAGAAAGCCCAGAAGAAUGGGAGUGACGCUUUUGGCAGCACCGGGCUGAUCUUUGUGUGCUACCCUGGCUAAAAAGAGGUCCUGAGCGACCCACCCGAAAGGCCCAGUCUUGGACAAUGUGCUUUUGACGAAGGAGCUCUCUCCGCCAGAAGGCUUCAAAAUGAUGAGGAAGAAGAGGAAGCGAGGAGAAGGAGGAGGCCCGCCCGGCUGCUCAUGCACCCGCCCCGCCGCCGCCUCUCCGCUGGAGCCCCGCAGAGCUGCAUGGACGGGCAUGGGGAGGGCGGGCCCGUACUGCGCAUGCGCUGAGGAAGAGCCGCAGCAGCAGCAACGCCGCAAACAGCGCCAACCCCCGCCUCUCCUGGGGCUCCUCGUCGGCCUCGGGCUCCUUCUUCACGCAGGUGAUUGCCAGUUGCAGACGCCAUGUCGCAUCCAGAAAUGCACCACAGACUUUGUAUCGUUGACUUCUCACUUAAAUUCUGCCAUUGAUGGCUUUGAUUUGGAGUUCUGCAAAGCCCUGCGUGCCUAUUCCGCCUGCACCACCCGCAAUUCCAAAGUUUGCCGAGGGAACCUGGUCUAUCAUUCUGCUGUGUUGGGGAUCAGUGACCUCAUGAGCCAGAGGAACUGCUCCAAGGAUGGCCCGACAUCCUCAACUAACCCUGAAGUCAUACAUGACCCAUGUAAUUACAGUGGACGCCAGGGAGGCAGAGAACAACGUGGAGGGGAGCAGACUCCUCCUACAUACUAUUUCUGUGGCUUAUUUGGAGAUCCCCAUCUACGGACCUUUAAGGAUCACUUUCAGACAUGCAAAGUGGAAGGGGCAUGGCCUCUCAUAGACAACAACUACUUGUCAGUACAAGUGACGAAUGUGCCUGUGGUCGCAGGAUCCAGUGCUACUGCCACAAAUAAGAUCACCAUUAUCUUCAAAUCUUACCAAGACUGUACAGAUCAAAAGGUGUACCAGGCAGUGACCGACGAUUUGCCAGCAGCUUUUGUGGAUGGAACCACAAGUGGUGGUGAUGGUGACACCAAAAGCCUACGUAUCGUGGAGCGAGUGAGCGGCAAAUAUGUGGAAAUGCAUGCCCGAUACAUUGGGACGACUGUGUUUGUGCGCCAGCUAGGCCGCUACUUAACGUUGGCCAUCCGUAUGCCAAAAGAGCUAGCCAUGGCUUAUGAAGAGAGCCAGGACCUGCAGCUCUGUGUGAAUGGCUGCCCCUCAAGCGAACGCAUUGAUGACAGCGGACAUCUCCCUUUGCCAGUCAUGGGGCAGCUCCUUCCUCCUGGCGCUUCGAGUCAGAGCCGGUCUGUCUACACGCUGGAGAGUGCCACAGCAAAGUGCCAUGAGAAGAUGCCGCUGAAGGACCUCUAUUUUUACUCUUGCAUCUUUGAUUUGCUCACCACCGGGGAUGCCAAUUUCACAGCCGCUGCUCAUAGUGCCUUGCAGGAUGUCGAGGUGCUGCACCCCAGGAAGGAGAGAUGGCACAUUUUCCCCAACAAUGGGGCUGGGGAUUGGGGGAGCGAGUUGUCUCUUCACCUUGGACUUGUGUGUUUGAUGCUUGUUGUGUUUUUGUAGGUUUUUUUUCCUGUUGUGGUUGAGAACAAAGGGUUUAAAAUAUAUAUUGUCAUAAUAUAUUGAGUAAAGAGUAUAUAUGUAUAUACCAUGUAUAUGAAGGGAUGUUUUUUUCUGUCCUGGGAUACCCAGCGGAUUGUAUAUAUUGUGUUACCAAUUUUUUCCCCAUGUAUGUUGAAUGAAACAUUCUUUUUGAUUGUAAUUUUUUUCCUUGCUUUUUUUGCUUUGCAGUUGGUGAAAUGUUUUAUAAUGUCCUUUCAUCAGGACCUGAUAGAAAGCACUUUAUUUUUUAUAUAUUAAAAUAUUUAUAUUUAUGUGUACUUAGGUAAUAUGUACAGCUUAUAUCUUUGUGUAUAUAUACCAUACCCAGUGCUCCCUCUAAGUAUUUUCUAGCUUAAUCAACAUACUGAUGAUCCUUCCCUUUCCCCUCUCCCAUUCCUUUGGCCAGCUAAGCCUGGCUUAGAAUUCUUGUACAGAUUUGAGAAGAGCCAUCCCUUCUAGUUGGAGCAGCAGUGAGCAACAAUUAGUCCUCCAGAUCUUAUUGAACUGCAGUUCUCAUGGGCUGUGCUGCCUGGGCAUGCUUGAUGAGAAUUGUAGUCCAUAUCUAACUGGAGGGGCUGCAAGUUUCCCACCUUUGCCUGGACGUUGGGCCAGUAGUCUUUGUUUCAUGAAACAAAGAUCUUCCUUUAUUGUUGGUUCUCAUGUUCACAGCAGUCAGAACUGCAUCUUGGUUUUCCCCCCCUUGAUGCAGAUAAUCUUUGCUUCCUUUACUUAAGGACUACUUUUAUCUAAUUAUUUUGUACUUGGGUUGUAAUGCACAAGCACAAAAUGACAUACCUUGUAAUGAUUUGUAUGAAGGGCACAUGUACAGAACAUGAGUCUUCCCCACCCCCACUUCCAAAUGUAUGUGAGCAGGGCCCAAAGCUUUGGGGGGUGAUUUGGAUACAAGUCUCUUUAGUAUAUAUUGGUAUAUGGAUGUCUUCAAGUUGUUUGUAUUAAAUGUGUAGCCUAUUAUAGUAGUAGGCCUUAUCUGGUUCAUUUCUCUCUUUUUCCCCCAUUUCCAGUCUAUAAAUCUGUCCACCCAAACUGCAGGGUAUGUUUUCCGAGUAGCCCCAAAUAUUCUGAAUUUUAGCAUCCUGAAUUGUCAAAAAUAAUAAUAAUAAGAGAGGCAGAAAAUUAAGACUUUCAGUAGCUUAAUCUCAAAACUGUGUGUGCGUGUAAGUAACCGGGAUAAUGGCUCUCAUUGUCUGAUGGGUAGCAGGAGUAGGGAACAUGCUGUGCACUGAAUGCUGUUGGACUAAAGUUCCCAUUGGCUCUGCUACCUGAUUUGCAGCCACAACGCCUUGGAGAACCACGUUACCUACCCUUGCCCUAAAGAAAACUGGCAUAGUUUGAUCCACAUGGUCAGUUCAAUUUUUAACAAGUUUCCCAUUUGUGACAUCUUCCACAGGGCAGCCAUGUUAGUCUGUUAGAACUCACUCAACCCUAGAAUCGUAUGAUGCCUUUUAAAGACCAACAAUGCCAGCUAAAGUGUCUAUGUGUAAUGCGCACUCUUACAUGAGUAGGAGGUUGGACUAGAUUGCAUUUAGGGUAAUGUCACAAUCUAUGAUUCCAUAAGCCCCAUUGAGGAAGUCAGCUGUACCUUGUGAAAAUGAAUGCCACAAGAUUGUUUUUCUAUCUUUUUAUAUAAAGGAGCAGAUCAUAGGCCUACUUUGUAUUCUAUUGCAAAGUAACUCUCUUCCAAGUUAGGUGGAAGAUUUGGAGAUUUAAGAUCCAGAAAAGGUAACCUUUUUGGAGUUGAGGUGCCAGCCGCCUCAAUUCAGAAGGAAUAUACGAUAGAGAGAAUAGUAAUUAAGGCUCAGAUAUGGAAAUCUGUGGUCUGCCCAGUUGUUGGACUCAAGUUUCCACCAGUUCAUGCAUGAAUAUAUUGCCCAGUGGUGUCUAGAGGACCCUAGGUUUCACCUCCCUCUUCUACUUCUAAUGAGAAAAGAAAGGCACCAUGUCAUGAAUGUGUCCUAUUGCUUUGUACUGCAUCAUGUUACUAGUUCAUUACCUUAGGCCCAAGUAACUUGUGGCUCUCAGGAUGUUGGACUAUAGCUUCCAUUGGGCUCAGACUAUGUUGUCAGUUGGGAUACUGCAAAAUGAAGUUCACAAACAUCUGGAGAAGGACAGGCUUGUUGCAAAGCAUAGAUUUUUGUCUCCUUUGCCAAUGUUCCUUGGGAUUUGAGCUUUCUGUCAUCUUUGUGUGUUGUGCUACACCUUUGAUCUGGAGUAGAGCCUGGUUGGGACUCAUUAUGAUCUAUGAAUAGUUGCUAAUUGGGAUUGAAUUGAGGGUUGUUGACAUAUAGUGGUUAAAUCUAUGUGCUGAGGAGUAGUUGGUGAUGUUGCAAUAAAACACUUCCAUAAGACCUAGUAAUAUUAGCCUCUCUUUGGUGGCUCUUCCAGAGAUAGUGAAGUUAAACCCAAGCAUCUGACAGUGCUUUGAUUUAGUGAUAGAAUCUAAGAAAAUACAGUCAUCCUUCCACAUUUGCGGUUUUGACUUUUGCAAAUUUGAUUUAAAAUGUUCUUUCUAGGAAUCUUUUAAUCCUCCAGUAGACCCCAUGGGCAAAUUCCUCUAGUCAUGCUGGAUGAUUUAAGAGAUUUCUAGAAAACAACUUUUUCCAGUGCAAUUCUGUGUUUAGCUUCCUGUGGAUACUAACAAUACAGUUGUGCUGGUGAACCUAGAGAUUCCUGGAGGAUGUUCUCUCAAUUUUUUUUUUAAAAAGGCAAUUUAUUUAUUCAUGUUUUUCACUUUCACAGAGUUUUGGGCCCCUAGCCUCAGUGAAUGUGGAGGUCUGACCGUGUAUCAUUUUAUAACUUGUCAGUGCAGGAAAUGGGCAUAAGGGCAAAACUGCAAUUGUAUGAAGUCAAAAUGGUGUCGAGACUAGGCUCCCAUUUCCUAGUCUCAUGUAAAUUAAUUCAUGCAAUCCCGAACUGUUUUGCUUUACGGAAAAAGAAAAACACACUGCCUUUAAUUGUUUCGGAAAUGGAGUAUUUGAAGCACAAAAAAACCCCUACCCCAUCCCUUGGUUUUGUAUGGAGAGAAACAUGACCUUAGAGUAGUUGAAUUUUACCUUUUUUGUGUGCCAAGUGGUAAGGUAUUUGUGGAAGAAGUCUGGUAGACAAGUCUAGAGUUGUUAGCUGCAAUGUGAGCCCAUCGUAAACAACAGCUGCGUGCUAACUAAUUUCCUGUGUUCCCGAGCCCCACAAGUGUAUAUGUACGCUAAUAUCUAAAUCAUGAAGUCCAGAGAUAAGUAAUAUUUCAGAAAUGUUAGUACCUGGAAUGUAUGUAUGUUUCUUUUCCAUUUUUUUAAAAAUUAGUUUUUAAUUUUCUUGGCCCCGCUGUGGGAUUUCAUGAGAAAAUGUUAUUUGCACAUGUCAGCUCUUGAAGUCCCCCACAGUUAAUGCCAAACAUAUGGAUAGUUUGAAGCUGGUGAGUGGUCUCUGGGGAGAACUUAUGCUUAGAGGGAACACUGGUUUUCACAGACACUCCAAAUGGCUGUCUCUCUCACACAGAAGGCUUCAAGCUGAUUUUUAUGCUUUGAGAGGGAGGGAAAAUGAAUCCCAACCCCACUGUGUGCCCAGUUUUUUUCUUAUUGUUGUUGAAAAGCCCUUUAGAUGUGGUUCAUGGAUAUACUAAUAAGUAUAUGUUUGUGUAAAAAAGAGAAAGGAAAAAAAAGUGACCGUGCAGUGUAUAAAUAUUUUAAAUUAUUACAAUAGAAGAAUAAAGUUACAUACCAUGCUGUGGAA